Molecule: messenger RNA, 3158 nt
Organism: Enhydra lutris kenyoni (northern sea otter)
Lineage: Eukaryota; Metazoa; Chordata; Mammalia; Carnivora; Mustelidae
Gene: SLC35H1
Product: solute carrier family 35 member C2
Exons: 9
Coding region: 1644-2744 (366 amino acids)
Biological process (GO): UDP-glucose transmembrane transport
Cellular component (GO): endoplasmic reticulum-Golgi intermediate compartment; cis-Golgi network; Golgi apparatus
Molecular function (GO): antiporter activity
Source: RefSeq, a predicted model, not a curated record
GGGGACAGAAUCUACUUAAAAAAAAAAAAAUUGGGUCCAGGGUUCAGGUAAUUAUAAGUAAGUCUUAUAUCUACGUGGAUUAUCAAAGUUACAAAGGAUGUGGUGCAAUUCUCAGUUUUGUGGACUGUCACUCUCUUAGACCCCCCCCCAUAUCACUAAAAGCUAGGAGAGUUCCCCUAAAAACACCCCCACAGGUUUCCAAAAUUCCCCUCAAGAGAAUCAUAGCCCUACCAUAUCCCUUCAACAAAACCUUAUGCUAGCUCCCAGUUUGCCUCUGGGAAGGGCAGUGAUAACCCAGCUUCCAGUGUACAGAGCUGGAUGAAAGACUCCCUUCAGAAAGGACUGGGGGUGGGGAAAGUAGGGUAUGCCUGGUCAGAUGGUUCUCGGAAGGCUUCCAGGAGGUGGCAUCGCAACAGGUUGCUUACGUCACAGAGGAGGAGACAGAGACGGAAGGGACACACACGUGAAGUGGCAGGUGGGAUAACUGUGCACCUGGGUCAGCCCAGUCUCAGAGCCUGUGUGCUCUAGACCCUAAUUAGGGCUGCCUAGAUGGAUGGGCCAGGAGCAGGUUAGUUAGGUAAGACAGUAAAGCAGGCCCCGCCUCUGGGGGAGCAGUCCUUAGAGCCUAAGGGAAGGGGAGGUAUUGGUUUCCUGGUCCAUUUUUAAUGCCUUAAAGAUCAGAUCAGUUCCCUGAAAACCAAGUGCCCCUCCCUUGCACUGAGUCAUAGACCCAGAUGGCCAACUCAGUGUGCCCAGUGAGCGCAAGACUGCCGGGAGCACCGCGCUCCCGUCUUCCUGGGGCUCAGCCUCCCAGGGGACAGACACCACUCAGAGCAGCCUGCCCUGCGCACGUCCACCGCAGGGAAGGUGGGGAGCCUGGGAGCAGCCCAUCGAGGUGGGGUAGUCCCUGAGGAGACGACCGUAGAGCUGAAGUUGAGCAGCGUCAGCUGAGAGGAAAUGGGGGGUGGGCGGCACAUCCCUUCCUUCGGGCUGGAGGAGAGAGCCUGUGUGUCUGGGGGGCCCAGGCAGCCGGUGGGAUGGGCACGGAGAGCCCGGAGCCGAGGCUGGAGAGGCCAGCUGGGGGACGGGUCAGGAUGGCGGAGCUGACAAGAAGGCUUUUGGUCUUUAUCAGAGGAGCCCGGGGAGCACUGUAGGGCUGACAUCUGAUCUGACAUGAUCAGAUUUACGUUUUUAAAAGUUCACUUUGGCGGCAAUUCAUGGAGAACAGCUUGAGGCAACAGAGUGAACGCGACUAGAGCUCUGUGAGCCCACGCUGGGCCCGCACCCCUUCCUGGCCCCCACUGGGUCCACUUUGGCCCCCUCUCUGCAGGCAGGGGUGGGGUGGACCCUCGCUCUGCCCAGCCACCCAAGCUUCCUGUCCAUUCCUCUAGCCUCCGACCUGGGGACACGUGAGCCCUGAGGCCACUCAGUCAUGGAGAGCGUUGGCUCAGGCCACCAGCCCCUCGGAUGAGGCCUCUGCCUGGGGCUCCGCAGAUGAUUCUGAAUCAUGGAGGUGAAGAGGACACCUCCAGCCAGGAGCCCUUGUUGACAGUCGCGGCCCAGCUUGGCCAGCUCUUCCCGCGGUGUUCCAGAGGGGCGCCUGCCCCCCCCAGCCCGGAGCCUGGGAGCUGCAGCUUCCCCGGAUGGGGCGGUGGGGCCUCGACGUGGCCUUUGUGUGGAAAGCGCUCUUGACUCUGGGGCUGGUCCUCCUCUACUACUGCUUCUCCAUCGGCAUCACCUUCUACAACAAGUGGCUGACGAAGAGCUUCCACUUCCCACUCUUCAUGACGAUGCUGCACCUGGCCGUGAUCUUCCUGUUCUCCGCCCUGUCCAGGGCCCUGGUUCAGUGCUCCAGCCACAGGGCCCGUGUGGUGCUGAGCUGGACAGACUACCUCAGGAGAGUGGCUCCCACAGCACUGGCAACGGCGCUUGACGUGGGCUUGUCCAACUGGAGCUUCCUCUACAUCACCGUCUCGCUGUACACCAUGACCAAGUCUUCCGCCGUCCUCUUCAUCUUGAUCUUCUCCCUGAUCUUCAAGCUGGAGGAGCUGCGUGCGGCCCUGGUCCUGGUGGUCCUCCUCAUCGCCGGGGGCCUCUUCAUGUUCACCUACAAGUCCACGCAAUUCAACGUGGAGGGCUUUGCCUUGGUGCUGGGGGCCUCAUUCAUUGGUGGCAUCCGCUGGACCCUCACCCAGAUGCUCCUGCAGAAGGCGGAACUCGGGCUCCAGAACCCCAUUGACACCAUGUUCCACCUGCAGCCACUCAUGUUUCUGGGGCUCUUCCCUCUCUUUGCCAUAUUUGAAGGUCUCCAUUUGUCCACAUCGGAGAAGAUCUUCCGUUUCCAGGACACUGGGCUGCUCCUGCGGGUGCUGGGGAGCCUCUUCCUUGGAGGGAUCCUCGCCUUUGGUCUGGGCUUCUCUGAGUUCCUCCUGGUCUCCAGAACCUCCAGCCUCACCCUCUCCAUUGCUGGCAUUUUUAAGGAAGUCUGCACUCUGCUGCUGGCAGCCCACCUGCUGGGGGAUCAGAUCAGCCUCCUGAACUGGCUGGGCUUCGCACUCUGCCUCUCGGGCAUCUCCCUGCAUGUGGCUCUCAAAGCCCUCCACGCCAGAGGUGACGGUGGCCCUAAACCCUUGAAGGGGCUGGGCUCCCACCCCGACCUGGAGCUGCUGCUCCGGAGUAGCCGGCCAGAGGAGGAUGACAACGAGGAGGAGGGGGAGUACUUUGUGGCCCAGGGGCAGCAGUGACAAGCCAGGGGACUGGCGGGGAACCAGGCUGCUCCCAGGCCUCACACCUCACUGCAGCCCGGGAGCAGGGGCCUGGGACUCUCCCAGGCUGGGCCUUGGGGAGCACGUGACCACGCGGCGGGGCUCCCGCAGGUCGCUGGUGCAACAGAGAGGGGAGCGUCAGGCCACAGCAGGGCCCAGAUGUGCCCCGCUGGCCAAGGGAGCGGGCUGGUCUCCGCGGCUUGCUGGGCGCUGACAGCCCAGGUGGUGAUUUCCAGGGGCAGAGCGGGUUUCUAAGGGGCCGGGUUUAGACUGCGGAGCAGUUGGGAAGGGGAGAUGCCAAGGCUGCAGCCUGGCAUCUCCCCUCGGGUCUGGGGUGUGUCUUUUCUCAGUACAGGUCUAUUUAUAGUUUGGAAAUAAAGGAUUUACAGUCCA